Messenger RNA from Salvia splendens (bonfire salvia), 2975 nucleotides. RefSeq names its product probable polyamine transporter At1g31830. Gene Ontology annotation, cellular component: membrane. Lineage: Eukaryota; Viridiplantae; Streptophyta; Magnoliopsida; Lamiales; Lamiaceae. Gene Ontology annotation, molecular function: transmembrane transporter activity. The transcript is spliced from 2 exons. Gene Ontology annotation, biological process: transmembrane transport. The coding region runs from base 1455 to 2867 and encodes 470 amino acids. The record is from RefSeq and is a predicted model, not a curated record.
UGCUAUUUGACCCUAUGAGUUAGUUCUCUUUUCUAGAAUUAUUAUCUUUUAAUUUUUUAAGUAUGGGUUGUUUGAUGAAAUUUAUGUAACAUUUGGACGUUGGAGUAUUAUGAGUAAGAAAUAUAAUAAGUACUAUUUGAGGAUGCAAUAGUUAAAUAAGCCUAAAAUUAACUGAUUCAUCAUAAUAAAUAAAAGAUUAACUUAAAGCCGCAGCCCGCAAGAUUACAUUGAAAAAUAGGUAGAUAGGACCCUAUAUUUUGUGGCGGUUUGGCGUAUUGGAUUUUGCAUCUUAUUUCUUGAUUCUAUAUUUCUAAUUUUCUAUCCAACUUUGAAAAAUGUGAAAUUUUAACAUACUAAAUGGAGUUCAUUUUAGUUCAUUUUUCACCGUACAUAUAUACUACUAUCAUCCAUUGUAAUAACAAGGUCGAAUUAUCAACAAAUAUACUCCAUAUUUAAGAGUUUUAGUAGUACAUAUAGUUUAAGGAAAUAGGAUUUGUACAUGGAUGACUCUCUAAAGUAAAAAGAGUCAGAUUUGAUAUGAUUUUUCGAAGAUUUCACUAUUGCAACUUGUGGUUAACUACUCCUUUUUAAUUCAUAAACUAUAAUUAAGUCCAUGAUUAUGCCACCAAAUUUUCCCAUUUGUUGGUUUGUACUUGUAGCCAUACAUAGAGAUAUGGGAAUUAUUGAUUUUGUGAUCUGAAUUAUUGAUUAUUAAUUGUACUAUCAAACAUGAUGAGAUUUUAAUAUUUAUUGUCACGUGGACAUGUGAUGUGUUGUUAUCAAUAAUUUUAUCACUCCCACGCUUACAUGAUUUGUGGGCUUCUUUUCCUAGUUAUGAUACUGUGCCAUUUUGUGUUCAACUUUUUAAAGUCAAAUGAAUAAAGUAGAGCAUUCCAUAGAAGUGUCGAUUGGACCAACAAUAUUUUACUGUAUAGCAAACCUCCAUUUAACAUGUGAAUAUUUGAAUAUUUUGAGGUAAUCAAUUAUACCUCAAAUCCUCAAUACAAUUUUGGUGACUAGAAGUUUACAAGAGAUUAACUUCUACAAUGCCCAAAUAUUUUAGGUAGGGGGAUGGGAGAAUUUCUGUUCAAAGUUGAAACUCUAGUAUGUUGUAUUCUGAACUAUAAGUACUUCCUCACCUCCAGAAAAAUAUACCAUCAAUUUUUUAUUUGUCACACCUCAUUUUCUGAAAAAUAAAUCAUUAUUAAUACAUUACAUUUUUUAAUGCUCAUUAUUAAAUUCAAUUACAUUUCCACUAUAUAUUUUUAAUGCUCAUUAUUAAAUUCAAUAUAUUUUCACUAUCUAAAAUUCGGUGAGACCUAAAAGUGUAGUAUCUUUUUUGGGUUAGAACUGAUUGAUAGAUCUUAGGCUUGAAUCCAUGAUGUUGCAAAACCUAAAGAUUGGACUUGGUGAAUAAAGCGAGGGACACUGAGAGCACUCCAAUCCCAACCGAAAUGGGAGCACACAACAACGGCGAUUACAUAGGAAUCAACAUAACACCUUCCCCUCCAUCAAAUCAUCACACCCACCGAAAAGUAUCAAUGAUACCUCUCAUUUUCUUGAUCUUCUACGAGGUGUCAGGAGGCCCCUUCGGCAUCGAAGACAGCGUCGGCGCCGCCGGCCCCCUUGUCGCCCUAGCCGGCUUCCUACUCUUCCCACUAAUCUGGAGCGUCCCAGAAGCCCUAAUCACCGCCGAGAUGGGCACAAUGUUCCCCGAAAACGGCGGCUACGUCGUCUGGGUGUCCUCCGCUUUAGGCCCUUUUUGGGGCUUCCAGCAAGGCUGGAUGAAGUGGCUUAGUGGAGUAAUCGACAAUGCCCUUUACCCUCUUUUGUUUCUUGAUUAUCUCAAAUCAGGAAUCCCUGCAUUGGGUGGCGGUUUGCCUAGGGUUAUGGCCGUCAUUGCCUUGACAAUUUUCCUCACUUAUAUUAAUUACAGAGGCUUGACGAUUGUGGGAUGGGUUGCUGUGGUUCUUGGUGUUUUCUCUGUUCUUCCAUUUGUGGUGAUGGGCUUGAUUUCAAUCCCUAAAUUGGAGCCCAAGAGAUGGCUUGUUGCUGAUAUCCACAAUGUUGAUUGGAAUUUGUAUCUGAAUACUCUGUUUUGGAAUCUCAACUAUUGGGAUUCGAUAAGCACUCUUGCUGGUGAGGUUGAGAGCCCGAAAAGGAACCUUCCGAGGGCUCUGUUUUUCGCUCUGCUUCUCGUUGUCGUCGGGUACUUCUUUCCCUUGCUAACGAGCACGGGAGCGAUCCCCUUGGACCGGGAGCUGUGGACUGAUGGGUAUUUUUCGGAUGUGGCUAAGAUCAUCGGUGGCGCGUGGCUGAGCUGGUGGAUACAGGGGGCUGCAGCGGUGUCGAACAUGGGGAUGUUUGUGGCGGAGAUGAGUGGGGACUCAUUCCAGCUGCUCGGGAUGGCGGAGAGGGGGAUGCUUCCGGAGGUUUUUGCUAAGAGGUCGCGUUAUGGGACUCCCGUGGUGGGGAUACUGUUCUCUGCUUCUGGGGUGGUUUUGCUGUCGUGGCUUAGCUUUCAGGAGAUUGUGGCGGCGGAGAACUUCUUGUAUUGCUUUGGGAUGAUACUGGAGUUUAUAGCGUUUGUGAGGCUGAGGGUGGUGGCGCCGGGUGUGGCCCGUCCUUAUAGGAUCCCGGUGGGGACGUGGGGGGCUGCGGCCAUGUGUGUGCCUCCCACUGUGUUGAUAUGUGUGGUGUUGGGAUUGUCGUCGCUCAAGGUGAUGGGGGUGAGCCUCGUCGCGGUUGCGCUGGGGCUUGUGUUGCAGCCGUGUAUCAAGCAUUGUGAGAAGAAGAAAUGGCUUAGAUUUUCUACUAUUUCUAGUCUUCCGGAUAUUCAUCGUGAGAAUGAGACGUUGAUCCAGUGAAGAUUGAUGAUUCCUAGUUUAGGUGAGACUAGAUACUUGUCACAGCACGUGGAAUUUUGUACAUGUGACAUAAUGGAAAUUAAAAUGAGAAUAUCUGUUUAUUAGUUA